Molecule: messenger RNA, 1086 nt
Organism: Uncinocarpus reesii 1704
Lineage: Eukaryota; Fungi; Ascomycota; Eurotiomycetes; Onygenales; Onygenaceae
Exons: 1
Coding region: 1-1086 (361 amino acids)
Biological process (GO): rRNA processing
Cellular component (GO): nucleolus
Molecular function (GO): RNA binding; ATP binding; RNA helicase activity
Source: RefSeq, a predicted model, not a curated record
AUGGCAAAGCGGCCGCUCCCCAUAGAGUCCAAUGCGGAACCCAAGCGAAAAAAGAAUAAGAAAAAUGAGUCGACAACCCCUAAGCUAGCUGCUAACGGGCAGGGUCACAACCUGGAACCAAGCGCGGUCAAGAAUUCAACUUCGCCCUACAUUCCAAACCCGGAGCUCGAUUCGCUUCCCCAAGCUACUGUCGAUGAGUAUCUAAAGGCCAACUCCAUCGAUAUUGCCGAUCAAGGCGAAGCCGAACCAUUACGUCCGAUAACCUCGUUCUCGUUUCUCCCUCAGCCCUCAGAACCUCUGUACCGUCCCCUCAAAGCGUUCUCAGCACCUACUCCUAUUCAGGCAGUCUCUUGGCCAUUGGCCUUCGCCGGUCGAGAUGUGAUAGGAGUAGCGGAAACGGGAAGUGGGAAAACGCUUGCGUUUGGCUUGCCAUGUCUGCGGAAAAUUUUGGAGUUGAAUAGUUCUCGGAAGUCCCGUAGGCUAUCUGCUGUCAUAAUUACACCCACAAGAGAGCUUGCAAUGCAAAUUUACGAUCAACUUUUGAAGUUCACAUCUUCUGUAGACGUGGGCAUCGCAUGUAUAUAUGGAGGAGCCCCAAAAGACCAACAACGUCGAGAAGCUCGGAAUGCGUCGAUUAUCGUCGCAACGCCGGGAAGGCUUAAGGACUUCCAAAGCGAACAGGGAAUAGAUUUGAGCAAGGUUAAAUACCUAGUGUUAGAUGAGGCGGACAGGAUGUUGGAUAAGGGUUUUGAGCAGGAUAUCCGGGAUAUCAUUGGAACGAUGCCUUCAGCCCGCAAACGACAAACCAUUAUGUUCACUGCAACAUGGCCUGACUCCGUGAAAAACCUUGCGGCGACAUUCACCAGAGAUCCUGUUACUAUCACCAUCGGAGAGAGAACAUCGGAUAUUCGUGCGAAUGACCGGAUCAAACAGGUUGUGGAGGUUUUAAACCCCCAUGAAAAGGACGGCCGCUUGCUGGAAGUGAUUCGAAAAUACCAGGGGAAAGAUAACAGUAGCGACAGCAUAAAUGUUUUUUGUCUCUAUAAGAAGGAGGCUAUGCGGGUUGUCUACGGUCAUCCGUUCUAA